Molecule: messenger RNA, 1263 nt
Organism: Acanthoscelides obtectus
Lineage: Eukaryota; Metazoa; Arthropoda; Insecta; Coleoptera; Chrysomelidae
Source: the annotation of a GenBank genome assembly
GAGUAAAUGUGAACGCAGCCUAGAAAGCAGAGUUCAGUUUCAAUGACAUAUCGAAUAUAGAAUUUAUCUACAACUGACUACUGACAUGACGUUUAACCCAAUUUGACUUUGACGUUCCUUUUAUGUCAACAAGUUCUCCCUGUGGCAUCUUAAAAACGUUUUCCGUAACUCUAUAAAAACGUAAAGAUGUCGGGAGGUUUAGAAGUUCUCAGCCUUAAAGAAGAGGAUGUGACGAAGAUGUUGGCCGCCGGUACCCACUUGGGUACCCCAAACGUGGACUACCAAAUGGAACAGUACGUAUACAAGCGACGUGCUGAUGGUGUGCACAUUAUUAAUCUCAGGAAAACAUGGGAAAAGCUUCUCCUAGCCGCACGAGCCAUCGUCGCUAUUGAACACUCCAGCGAGGUUUUCGUUAUCUCUUCGAGACCCUAUGGACAGCGUGCUGUGCUGAAAUUUGCUGCCCACACUGGUGCUACACCCAUUGCAGGAAGGUUCACUCCUGGUGCAUUCACCAAUCAGAUCCAGGCAGCUUUUCGUGAACCUCGCCUUCUGAUCGUCACUGAUCCUGCCUUUGACCACCAACCAAUCACUGAAGCCUCCUAUGUCAACAUUCCAGUCAUUGCUCUCUGCAACACUGACUCACCUUUGAGAUUUGUUGAUAUUGCUAUACCAGGCAACAACAAGGCCCCACACAGUAUUGGUCUAUUAUGGUGGCUUCUGGCUCGUGAGGUGUUGCGUCUUCGCGGCACCAUCACCCGUGACACCAAGUGGGAUGUAGUGGUAGACCUCUUCUUCUACCGUGAACCUGAAGAAGCAGAGAAGGAGGAACAAGCUGCCAAAGAAGCUGUAGCUGCAGUCGUUAAGCCAGCUGAGAUCCCUGCUCCACUGGAUACUCAGGAUCUGGACUGGACCACAGCAGAGCCUGCCGAAUGGGCCCCAGAGCCACCUGCAGUAGCCCCUGCUGCUCCAUUAGCAGGCGCAGCCCCAGCCUUCCCUGUUGCCACGGACGAUUGGGCUACUGAAGUGGCCCAGGAGCAGUGGACCAAUCCGCCCCAACAGGCAGCCACAACCAACUGGGGUGCUUCCGCUGACUGGGCUUAAAUUUUACUUUCUGACGUGUGAUACACAAAAUUUUGUAUCAAUAAAAAAAGUUAUCUUGAAUUGUUUUUUCAUCAUGCAGAUACCACAAAACAAAAAUUGUAGAGUAGAAUCCCUACUCAUAUUGUAAUUCAUAUAUUACGGGCGUGUGGAAUAAAACACCGG